GAUCAGGCCGACAACCAGCUGCCAGGCAAGAAGUGGAAGUGCCAGGCUUGCGGUUGCGCCAAGAAUGCCGCCCGGUCUUAUUAUUGCAAACACUGUGGAGCCUAUAAGCAAGUCCCAACUUCGGCAUGGUCUGGUGAUGCAGCGCGUCAAUUGUUCGGCUACGGGCAGCUCAACGGAGGCGCUGCGUGGGGCAAGGGUCGAGGCGGUGGCGAAGCAGAGCAGCAACAGAAAGGAACUGGAGGUGGCUACCCCAAGGGAGGCGGCCAGCAACCCGUUCCUGCUGGUGCUGCUGCAGCAAAGUUCACCGCCGCGGAGUACGAGACCAUGGCAGGCUUCGCUGAACGUAUGGGAGAUUCUGCAGGCGCAGCAGCCCAUCGUCGUGCAGCCAAGGCCCUCACCGCGCCGAAGCAGGCAGAAGAAGCUAUUCAGGUUCGCCUCAAUCGGGCCCACUGGAAAGUACAUGGGAUCAACAAGCGUUUGGAGUCUGCAGUUGAGAAGUACGAACAGUACGAAGCUCAGCUCAACAAUCAGAAGACGGUGGUGCUGGAGCUGCACGCGGAGCUCACCAAUGCAGAAGGCGAGCAUGCGACUCUCUUGCAGGACUUGGUUGAGUCUCAAGAGGCAGCUAAGCAGCCACCCACGUCUGCGGUCCAGCUUGCGUUGGAGGACAUCAUGGAUCAGGAGCGUCUCGCGAAGGUCUUUGACAUCAGCGUUUCGGACCUGUUCAGGUGUGACGGUGUGGAGCUUGACGAGGCGGACACCAUCGAGAUCGAGUCACGUGUGCAACAGCUCAAGGCGGGGCUCACGGCGAUGGCGGGCACCCUCUUCGCCGAGGCCAAGCAGAAGGUCGACGGCCUCAAGUCCGCCCACGCGCAGCACAUCAAGAGGUGGCGCCAGGCACGGCACCUGCGCCUGGCACUCCGCAGGCAGCCUCGGUCGGCCAGUUCGCGGGCAAGGGCGUUCCUCUUCUCCCUGGAGCUGUUCCAGGCGGAGGUGGCGCAGCCGCGUCAGGCGCAGCGGGCGCUGCGGCAGCGGCUCCGACCACGCUUUCUACGACAGGCGCUGCUCGUGAGCGCGCUGACCGCAUU
Molecule: messenger RNA, 1088 nt
Organism: Prorocentrum cordatum
Lineage: Eukaryota; Dinophyceae; Prorocentrales; Prorocentraceae
Source: the annotation of a GenBank genome assembly